AUGGAGUGUCCCGACGCUUUCAUGGCCGACGACGCGUGCGGUGUCCACUUUGCCGAACGCAUUCCCGCGACGGAGUUCGAGCGGCAGGCGGUGGAGGUCACGGCGCGAGAGGUCGCGCGUCUGAACGCGGCGGUGCGUGCGCGUCCCGCGAUCGGCGCGCGCUCGACGUUCUUCCAGGACGAGCAGAACGUGGCGAGGGGACUGCCGGUGUUCCAGGGCACACACACGCGGUUCGUGUACGACGAAGAGGCGGGGGAGGAGAUUGUGGCGGUCGUGGACGUGACGCGGGAGGCGCUGGAGGACGGACCGGUGGUGCGCACGGUCGCGGAGCUGGACGUGGACGUGGGCGCGGAGGACGACGACGAGGACAGGGACGAGGAAGAAGAUCGGGGAGAGGAGGAGGAGGAGGAGGAAGAGAGGACGGGGGAGCUGGAUGCCGUCUGUAGUGCUGAUGAGGGGUGUGCGAUGGUGGUGGUGGACGACGUCCACGUGGACACGCUGAUGGAAGACGUGGAGAUGGAGAUGGCGGCGGUGGCUCUGGACGAGCGGAAGCUGAUGGAAGCAGCUGCAAAGAGACUGUGA
Hyaloperonospora brassicae is the source of this 582-nucleotide messenger RNA. Lineage: Eukaryota; Oomycota; Peronosporomycetes; Peronosporales; Peronosporaceae. The record is from the annotation of a GenBank genome assembly.